Malania oleifera is the source of this 3540-nucleotide messenger RNA. RefSeq lists its product as uncharacterized. The transcript is spliced from 3 exons. NCBI's taxonomy places the organism in Eukaryota, Viridiplantae, Streptophyta, Magnoliopsida, Santalales, Ximeniaceae. The record is from RefSeq and is a predicted model, not a curated record. The coding region runs from base 512 to 3226 and encodes 904 amino acids.
ACGAAACGCCCUUCCCCCCACACCCCUCUCUCUCUCUCUCUCUCUCUCUCCCCACACUCUCCGAGUCUCGUCUUUCACUGUUCAGUGCACAGCACUCGGUUGCAUAACAAACACACUCUCUCUCUCUCUCUCUCUCUCUCUCUCUCUCGGGUUCUGUAUUUGCUUCCUUUCUUCUCCGGUUACGAUACAGAAAACGAUUACGAUUUUCGAGAAGGUUUCUUUUGGGGGUUAUGCAUUUCGUUUCUGAUCAUACCUUUCUUUGCUUCUGAUCAUACCUUUCUUUGCUUAUAAUCUAAUCAACGCUUGUCCUGUGGUUACUGACUCGCCUCACGCACCAGAUCUUCAUCGAGAUUGCCGAGUCUUGUGAUGCUGCAUUUUUUUUGCAUUUUCUUGGUUCUUGGAGCAUAAGGAAAAAAACCAUCUGUAUGAGUUGUCCGAAUGUGUGGCUGUGAAGGAUGAGUGAGAACCUCUUUUGUAACCUGUUGAAGAAGCUUUAGGAUGCCUGCGGCUUAUGAGCACAUUUGGCAUCAUGCCAUCUGAGUUUAGAUCAAAAAGUGGUUCAGUAGGAUCCAAUGGAGGCAUGGGAUGCAGUUCAGAGCUCAGAUUGAGUUCAAAACAUUAUCAAACCCCAAAUGUAAUGAAGGAAAAGUCCGUGCCAUGCUCAAAUCAGCGUUCGAAGUUCCACAACAAGUUGAGGGUAGAAUAUCCUUCUGGUCAUCCAUACAUUGAUCUGCUUCCCGGAAUAAAACAGAAUGUGGAUGAUGAGAUCGUGGUCCCAAUGAAAUCUUCAGAGGGCCAUCAAAAGCAGCGGGUAAGGAGCAAGGAGACUAAAGAUGAUGAGCUUGUUAAAUACAUGUCGAAUUUGCCUGGUUAUCUGCAGCACAUGGACAGAGCAGACAGCCACAAAGAGAAAGCAUUUAAUUUUGGUGUUCUUGAUUGGGAGCGUCUUGAAAAAUGGAAGCACAAGCAAAAGCAUAGCCCUGCGAGGCAUAGCAUGAAUGCAUCAACCCCUUGGAAUGCUUCAUCUAGUACAGUUUUUGGCGAGACUCUUGCUCGUCAGAGUAAACAACGCGUUUCAUUUGGUUCUGAACAUGACUUGUCUCGUGUGGAGCGCUUGUAUAAAGGUGCCAAACUGUCUCAAGAAAAAGUCAUGAACGCUCAAGAUUAUGAAACUCCCACUAAGAGUAGUUUAGGUGUGCAGCAGAAGAUCCAUGUAACGGCUAACUCUCCUGGCAGAAAUUCAGUCAUAAUGACUGAGGAGAAGAGGAAAGAUAUAAAUCAAAAGAUCACUACAGAAAUGGCAACUUCAUUGUCAAACUCGAGAAAUAAUGGUGUCUCACUCAGCUCCAAGAAAAAGAUAGCUUCCAGGGAUAGUGAGUCAAAGAAAGAAUCCGAGGAGCUGCAAGAAUUUGACUUUGAUUUUGCUCAACCGCACCGCACUGGCAAGCACCAAAACAUUGUUCUUCUUCUACCAAAAGAUUUGCCUCGAAAUAGUUGUUCAGAGUUAUUACAACUUUCAGAACCCAGGACAUCAUUUGAUAAAAGAAUUAUGAAUGCUAGUCGGAAGAGCUUUUCAGGUGGAUUUCCUCAGGGGGGGAAUCAUUCUGGUGAACUCUAUUCUGAAAUUUCACACUCUUGCCCACUGCCUUGUGGAGGUGAGACCAGUGCUCAGGGUGUGGGUUUUCCUUCUGAUGCAUAUCAAACGCCUAUAUGUUCAAAAGAGAAAAUAAGUGUACAACAUAAAGGUAAAUAUGCAGAAGAAAGCAAGGCAAAAAGAAAACCAUCCAACUCAAAUGUUAUUGAGGCUUACAGAAGGUCGGAUCGAGAACAUGCUGACCUGUCAGAUGCAAGAGGAAGAAACCCAUCACCCAAUCGCCGGUUUGGCAUCGGCCUAAGUAGGAUGAGCAGAAGUUUCAGUCUAAAAGAGAGUGCAGCCGUUCCACAGUUGAUCUCCACAUAUAUGACUGUCAAGUCUGGUCCGGUUAAGUCAGAAGCUGCUUCUUGUUCAGAUGAUUCAAACAGAGAGAAAGCACAUGCUCAUGGCAGAUCCAGGUCCAGUCCCAGCCCUCUAAGAAGGUUGCUGGACCCAUUACUGAAACCUAAGGUGGCAAACUUCCAUUCUGCUGACAUGGUUCAACCAUUAGAAGGAAAGCCAAUUGAUGCUUUUGAAUCUCUAGAGACUGAAAAGCAUGUGACAAGAAGUGUUCAUGCUCUUCUGCAACUCGCAACUAAGAAUGGACUUCCUUUGUUCAAGUUUGUGGUUGAUGACAACAGCAAUAUUCUUGCAACCACAGUGAAAAAAAUAACUGAGUCUGGGAAGGAUGAUUCCAGCUUGAUUUACACAUUCUACUCUGUUCGUGAGAUAAAGAGGAAGAAGAGUGGUGGCUGGAUGAAUCAAGGAAGUAAAGGGAAAGGUUCUGGGUAUGUCUAUAAUGUUGUGGGUCAGAUGAAGAUUUCAGAGUCCAAGGACCAAAAUCUAGUGAGGGAGUCUGUUUUGUCCAGUGUUGAGCUAGGACACACUGAUCAAGAAACACCAGCAAGUAUGCCAAACCAGGAGCUUGCAGCCAUUGUUGUCAAGAUUCCAAGAAAAAGCGCAAUUUAUGAUGUGGGGGUAAACAAUGAACAUGUGGACUUAACAGAGAUUGCACAUGCAAAAUGCUCCCCCGAGGAUGAAUCCUUCAGCACUUCAGAAGAAAAUGCACGCACAAAUAGCACUACAGUCAUACUUCCAAAUGGCAUUCAUGGGUUGCCAAAUAAAGGAGUACCUUCCCGACUGAUUGAUAGAUGGAAAUCUGGUGGAUCAUGCGACUGUGGGGGUUGGGAUGUUGGUUGCAAACUCCGAGUUUUCACAAACCAGGAUCCCUGCUGUGAGGUUUUGGGACCAUCCAAAGCCCGCCCUAGCACAACUUGUUUUGAUCUUUUCGUUCAGGGAGGAAUUCGAGAAAACAGGCCGGUCUUCAGCUUGGUGCCAUUUAAAAAUGGGAUAUAUUCAGUUAAAUUCAAUGCAUCAAUAUCUUUGCUACAAGCUUUUUCCAUUUGCAUUGCGGUUUUAAACAGUCAGAAGGCGUCUGACCUCUCAGAAACAAGUAACCCAUUGGAAGCACGAAAUCUUCAGGGGCAGGCUUCUGCUGGGGUUACAAGAACAUGUCCAACCACAGUUCAAGGGGAAGCUCCCAUGAAAUAUGCCUCAUAUCCACCACCCCUCUCCCCCGUUGGAAGGGUCUAGUUUCAGCUUUCUCUUUUGCACAUAGAGAAGGUUGUGUCCUUAUUAGUGUUGUCAACUAAAGCAAUAUUUGGAGGAAGACCUUUUAAUCACGGUGCCAGCCAUAGCAGAAGACAACUGCAGUUACUGUAAUUUUUUGUCCGUUGUAUUAUCAAUAGCUGUUAACCAUUUGUAAGUAGUAAAUAAUGUCAUUAAAUGCACAAAUCAGGCUCUAAAAGGGUGAAACAUGCACAAAACUAGUUAUAAUCUUGGAUAUGCAGGGUGAUUCUUACCUAGAACUGAACAUAAUAAAUGUGUAUUUUUUUAUUCAUGCACCA